Phanerochaete carnosa HHB-10118-sp is the source of this 1339-nucleotide messenger RNA. RefSeq lists its product as uncharacterized. NCBI's taxonomy places the organism in Eukaryota, Fungi, Basidiomycota, Agaricomycetes, Polyporales, Phanerochaetaceae. The record is from RefSeq and is a predicted model, not a curated record. Bases 57 to 1136 code for a protein of 359 amino acids. The transcript has 7 exons.
CCUGCUCUCACUUCAAGGUGCGACAGGCAACUCCCUCCGCCCUUUAGUCUACCACAAUGACGCAGCCUGUCGUGCCAUCCAUCGAGCUCGCCAUUCCGAGUCUGCAAGAAGCCUUGGCUGUCUCUAUCUCCUGCGGCUCCUUCGUUGAUACCGCAUACUAUCUGUUUUCACGUCGCACUGCGGACUACAGGGUAGGUCAUCCGCGCGUUGUGUAUGCCAACAGCCGGGUCUUGAAAAUCACCGGGGACUAUUUCAUAGCUCGUCCAGACGAUAACGUUUUGCGCACAGAGUUUUAUGGUGGUCUCUCCGCAGACGACGAAAUCCCGGAUGCGACUGAUGAUUACGGUUACGAGUCUGACAGCGAUCUAGAAGAAGUUGCCGAGCAUGACUCCGAACAGACAGAGAGCGGAUCCAAAGGAAAGGGAAAAGCCUCUGACAAAACAGAAACGGACUCGACGAUCUCGAGUCUUCGUGAAGAAGUGAAAUGCAGAGGCGUGAAGAACAGUUUGUUCGUUCCUGAUGUCGCAGCUGUGACGACGCCCAGCUGGCAGGCGCUUGUCUUCUUCAUCUACACAGGAAAGAUAUCUUUCGCUCCUCUGCGGUCAAAUGGUCUGCAAGCGCGCCGCGCGGCCCUUGAGGAGCACCACCGUAUUCACCCCGAACUCCCCCCGCUCUGCUCGCCAAAAUCCAUGUUUAGGCUGGCAGACAUAGUCGGAUUGACAGUGCUGAAGACACUUGCUGUGCAGGAGAUCCAAAAGCAGCUUUCGGUAUCGUGCCUCACAGAUGAACUAUUCUCGCAAUUCUCUGCUAGGUACCUCGACGUACUCCAAGUGCAACUCGACUUUAUGUACGGUUGCGGACGAAUGACACAGGUCAUGCAGAAGAUCCAGCUCCACGUCGCUUCUAUCGUGAACGGCGCGGUUCCCCACACGGAUGCUGUGCUCUUGGCCCUGCUUUUGAAGUUAUCUGAAGUGCUGUUGCUCAACCCGGCGCCAUUUCAGGCGAUGCCUAUAUUAUUUAAGUUCGACCGUAGAACGGAAGAGGGCCCACCGCAGCCGAAACCGUUUAAGUUUAAGUUUCCAAGUGCAGGACCUUCGGUAGAAACGAAGCAGGAACCCGGAUGCUCCUCCCAGUGAAUGGUCGUCCGGGCGAAGAUCAGUCGUGUCAUGCCUGGGAGUUAGCGCCUCGAGCACAUUGUAGGGCGAUCUGUUUUUUUAUGCGACUGGUUUCGGCUUCGCGGACCUUUGUAUGUAACUUUUUGAGCCACCACAGCAAUGAUGCAUGUCGCCCGUACUGUUCUGCUGGACAGAAUGUAUCGUCAUGCUCUACGUAAUAAAUU